Molecule: messenger RNA, 726 nt
Organism: Paramecium octaurelia
Lineage: Eukaryota; Ciliophora; Oligohymenophorea; Peniculida; Parameciidae
Source: the annotation of a GenBank genome assembly
CUAAUGUCAGAAUAGAUUACAUCCUCUCAAGUUAUUGAGUUUUUCUGGUUUUUCUUUCCCUUUUUACUAUUCGUAAGUGCUGUUCUACUGAAAUUUUACAUUAAGACUAGCAUUCAUUUGGAUUAAUCAGAAAAUAGAGCAAAGUCAUAUAGUUAAUAAAGUCUUCAGGAUCGUAAAAGCAAUGAGCCUAAGAGACUGGAUCAUGAUGGAAUUCAAGGGCCAGGUAUAUGAGAUAACCAUUAAUUGUAUUUUAGAGGUACAAAUUGUUGGGAACGAUUUACACCAUCAACAGAUGAAUAUGGUAGAUGAAGGAGAAAGAAAAUAGAUACAAUAGUCAUAAUAAUAAUUCUAGUAAAUUCCCCAAUUAUCAACAAUCUCUCCAAAUCUUACAUAAAAUGUAUACAAUAAUAUUCAAAAUUAGACCAGGACGGCCAAAGUGUUUGAUGGAUUGAAUUAAUUGGUUUCAACAUAUUUUCCACUAUUAUCAGUCUCGAUUAUUUGUAUAAAUAAUUUUGCUGCUUGGAGUUGGGCAUUAGCUUGUGUAAUUUUAUUUUUAAUUUUUGUUAUUGCAUUCAACAUCCUUUAAGUGUAGCGUAAUUUUUCAGAUACAAUCAAAAGUAAUAUCAUAUUAUGAGUAAUUUAGAAUUUUUGUUUAUUAGUCAUCAUGUGUGGUUGAGUGGUCUAUUUAUUAGUUAUUUAGCCUGUAAAUUGAAAUUGUCAGAUUGA